Messenger RNA from Serendipita indica DSM 11827, 2421 nucleotides. The record is from the annotation of a GenBank genome assembly. NCBI's taxonomy places the organism in Eukaryota, Fungi, Basidiomycota, Agaricomycetes, Sebacinales, Serendipitaceae.
AUGGAACUUGGGAACCAUGUCGAUGUAUCACGCACCAAUUCCGAGGCGCUCUCUAGUCGAGACAGCCCCAUGCCAACGGGAGAGCGCAGACCAACACCGUCUCGGACGCCUCCUGCGCAGACAAAGCCUCCGACCUCCUCGAGGCGACCACCAACCUCCAAAAAGCAGCAGAAGUUGACAGUGCAGCUUAUAACUGACUAUCCAAGAGCCGAAGAAGAGGCACUCCGGACAUUUCAUCGUCUAGAUACCAACUGGCUUCAGAAUAGACAAAUGGCCAAGCCAAAGAUACAAGAAGAUGCGAUGGGCUGCGAGUGUUACUAUAAACCAGGCGACCCGCUUGACCGCGCCUGCGGUCCAAACUCGGAUUGUAUCAAUAGGCUAACUCUAGUCGAAUGCGUUGAAGAAGAAUGCCGCUGUGGUGUAUUUUGUCAGAAUCAACGGUUCCAGAAGAGACAAUACGCGAAUAUACAUGUAGUGAAGACAGAGAAAAAAGGCUACGGUCUUCGAGCAGCCUCGCCCAUCAAACGUGACGAAUUUAUUUAUGAAUACAUUGGCGAGAUCAUCAAUGAAAGGACCCUCGAGAGAAGGAUGGAUAACUACGGAGAUGAAGGGAUCGAACAUUUCUACUUCAUGAUGUUGCAGAAAGGGGAGUUUAUAGACGCUACAAAAAAGGGUGGUUUUGGGCGGUUUGCCAAUCACAGUUGCAAUCCUAAUUGCUAUGUCGCACGAUGGGUCGUAGAUGGAGGGCUCAGAAUGGGCAUAUUUGCGAAGAGGGAUAUCCUCAAAGAUGAAGAGCUCACGUUCAACUACAAUGCCGACCGUUAUGGCCAUGCGGCACAACCUUGUUACUGCGGCGAGCCAAACUGUGUAGGCUUCAUAGGAGGAAAGACUCAGACAGAUGUCGCUGGAAUGGACUGGACGACAAUUGAAGCCUUGGGCAUCGAGGACGAAGUGGAUAACCUUAUUAUGAAAGGAGCCAAGUCGAAAAAAGGGAUGAAGAUCGGAGAAGAUUUCAUGCCGGUCCUCAAGCCCAUGCAAGAAGGGGAUGUACCAAAGGUUUUGAACGCGAUAUCUCAAACAAAUACGCGCGAGAUUCUUAUCAAACUCCUCGAGCGCAUCAAGAUGACAGAAGAAAUCACCGUUCUACGUCAAGUUCUUCGACUAAGGGGAUUAACGGUUAUAUCCUCCACGAUGGACGAGUACAGCGACGACGAUGACGUGCAACUCAUGAUAUUAGAAACAGUCAAACCCUUGCCGCUAAUUAAUCGAACGAAGAUUGAAGACGCCAAAAUCGAGCCUCGUAUUACCAAUAUUACGAAUUCCGCAAAUCCUCGUUUGAAAGGAUUGGCUCAACAGGUUCUCGAUCAAUGGUCAACUCUUGAGAUUGUUUAUCGGAUUCCCAGAAGACUGAAAGCGGAUGUGGUGGAAGAAGAUAUCGCACCCAAAGUGUAUCAAGUGGAGACGGAUUAUGACAACGAACGGCCAACGAAACGUGCACGAUUAGCUGGACCUACCCUCUCCAUCAAGCCUCUAGGGAUUGUAUCCAGCUCCCGAUGGCCGUCAUCCAGCCACAACUCCGGGCGGGAAGAGCCCCUUUCUAGUACAGCAACGCCGCCGCAGACGUCGAUUACACCCUCCCAACCUCCUAAAGACAGCUUGUCCCAGAUCAUACAACAGGCUAUGGAGAAUGCAAAAAAAGCGCAGGCGGACCAAGAAGCACAGAAAGCUGCUGUUGCGGAAGAAGAGCAACGGCUGAAGGAGGUCAAGUUAUUGCGGAAGCAGCAACGAAUCAGAGACAAAGGUAACCGACAAAAGCGUCCGAAGGAUGACAAACCUAUUGGGUCCACAAACAAUCUAAGAGAGGACUCCAGUACUCCCGCCUCCGUCUCCCACGUACCCGAGAUUUCCAACAAAGAAAAGCAGCUUCUCAAGCUUGUCGGUGCAGCCGUUGUUGGCUACCUUUCCCAAUGGAAGUCCCAGUUCGCUUCACCCGACGAUUUCAAGCGGCAUGCGAAAGAGAUUACGGAAAAGAUUGCGGAAUUAGAGAAAAAAGGGAGAACCUACCAAUCAAACGCCAGACUCGAAUCUUUGUCGGAGGAGAAACGUGCAAAAAUCAAGCACUACGUCAAAAGCUAUGUUGGGAAGCUCGGUCUUCAAUCCUCUUUACACUCAAAGGAUCCCAGGAAGCCUCUCAACGAUCGGACUGCUAAACCAAUCCUUGCUGACAGUUCUGCUUCUGCUUACGGGUCCAAUCAAGGUUCACUGGAUUCUCCUAUGGAAGCUGAAACGCACGAGCUGUUGCAAGGAAUGGAUUACCGAGAAACAGAGAUGGAGUCUUUAAUGGAUGGUGUCAUACAUGUGCCUUUAUUCCUUGUCUUGCUUCCCGUACGAGUACUCAUGUGCAAGUUUCCGGUCCUUUAG